Molecule: messenger RNA, 3145 nt
Organism: Ochotona curzoniae (black-lipped pika)
Lineage: Eukaryota; Metazoa; Chordata; Mammalia; Lagomorpha; Ochotonidae
Gene: CHRD
Product: chordin
Exons: 23
Coding region: 266-3145 (959 amino acids)
Biological process (GO): multicellular organism development
Molecular function (GO): protein binding
Source: RefSeq, a predicted model, not a curated record
GCACUAGAAGCCUCGUACGGCCCGGGUCAGCGCCCGGCCGGCUGCGCUCCUCCCGGCCGCUCUCCACCCGCCCCCGCCUGGCCCGGCCCGGCCCGGCGCCGACUCCGCGGCAGCCCGCCCGACGAGCCCCUCGCCGCCGCACUGCCCCGGCCCUGGCCCCGGCCCCCUCCCGCCGCACCGCCCCCGGCCCGGCCCUCGUCCCUCCUCCCUCCUCCCGCUCCCGCGCCCUCCUCCCUCCCGCCUCCCCAGCUGUCCCGUUCGCGUCAUGCCGAGCCUCCCGGCCCCGCCGGCCCCGCUGCUGCUCUUCGGGCUGCUGCUGCUGCCGCUCGGCCCCGAGCCGGCCCGCGGCGCCGGCCCUGAUCCCCCUGCGCUCCCCAUCCGUCCCGAGAAGGAGCCGUUGCCCGUUCGGGGAGCAGCAGGCUGCUCGUUCGGCGGGAAGGUCUAUGCCUUGGACGAAACGUGGCACCCGGACCUGGGGGAGCCCUUCGGGGUGAUGCGCUGCGUGCUGUGCGCCUGCGAGGCGCCCCAAUGGGCUCGCCGUGCCAGGGGGCCUGGCAGAGUCAGCUGCAAGAACAUAAAGCCCGAGUGCCCGGCCCUGGCCUGCGGGCAGCCACGGCAGCUGCCAGGACACUGUUGCCAGACCUGCCCGCAGGAACGCAGCAGUCCCGAGCGGCCACAACCGGGCCUCUCCUUUGAGUAUCCACGGGACCCGGAGCACCGCAGUUACAGCGACCGUGGGGACCCGGGCGCGGAGGACCGGGCGCGCGGUGAAGGCCACACGGACUUCGUGGCGCUGCUGACAGGGCCGAGGUCGCAGGCGGUGGCACGUGCUCGGGUCUCGCUGGUGCGCUCCAGCCUGCGCUUUUCCAUCUCCUACCGGCGGUUGGAUCGACCUACCAGGGUGCGUUUCUCAGACGCAGCUGGCAGCGUGCUGUUUGAACACCCUGCAGCCCCCACCCAAGACGGCCUGGUCUGUGGGGUGUGGCGGGCUGUGCCUCGCUUGUCUCUACGACUCCUCCGGGCAGAGCAGUUGUAUGUGGCCCUUGUGACAGCCGCUCACCCUUCAGGGGAGGUGUGGGGGCCUCUUCUGCGGCACCGAGCCUUGGCUGCAGAAACUUUCAGCGCCAUCUUGACUGUGGAGGGCUCACAGCAGCAGGGUGUAGGGGGUGUUACCCUGCUCACUCUCAGUGAUACCGAAGACUCUUUGCACUUUCUACUACUCUUCAGGGGGCUGCUGGAACCCAGGAAUGGAGGGCCAGCACAGGCACCUUUAAGGCUCCAGAUUCUGCACGAGGGACAGCUGCUGCGAGAGCUCCAGGCCAAUGGCUCAGCCCAGGACCCAGGCUUCGCUGAGGUGCUGCCCAACCUGACGCACCAGGAAAUGGACUGGCUGGCGCAGGGCGAGCUGCAAGUGGCUCUGGAGAGGACAGCUGGGCCAGAGCUGCACAUCAGUGGACAUAUAGCUGCCAGACAGAGCUGCGAUGUCCUGCAGAGCGUCCUUUGCGGGGCUGAUGCGCUGACCCCUGUCCAGACUGGGGCUGCCGGUUCAGCCAGCCUUACACUGCUAGGAAAUGGCUCUCUGAUUUACCAGGUACAAGUGGUGGGCACUGCCAGUGAAGUGGUGUCCAUGACACUGGAGACCAAGCCCCAGCGGAGGAACCAGCGCACUGUGCUGUGCCACAUGGCUGCACUCCGCACUGGAGGACAGAUGACUGUGGGCAUCUGCCCAGAGCUGGGUGCCCGAGGGGCUCACAUGCUGCUGCAGAAUGAGCUGUUCCUGAACGUGGGCACCAAGGACUUCCCAGAUGGAGAACUGCGGGGGCAUGUGGCCACCCUUCCCUAUAGUGGGCACAGUGCCCGCCAGGAGAUGCUACCUGUGCCCCUGGCAGGAGCCCUGGUAUUGCCUCCUGUGCAGAGCCAGGCAGCGGGGCAUGCCUGGCUCUCCCUGGAUGCCCAUUGUCACCUGCACUAUGAAGUUCUGCUGGCUGGUCUUGGUGGCUCAGAGCAGGGCACCGUCACUGCCCACCUCCUCGGGCCUCCUGGGAUGCCAGGCCCCCGGCGGCUGCUUAAGGGAUUCUAUGGCCCAGAGGCUCAGGGCGUGGUAAAGGACCUGGAGCCCGAGCUGCUGCGACACCUGGCCCAGGGCACUGCCUCCCUCCUCAUCUCCACCAAGGGUAGUCCGCGAGGGGAGCUUCGGGGACAGGUGCACAUUGCCAACCAGUGCGAGGUGGGCGGCCUACGUCUUGCUGCAGCUGGGGCAGAGGGGACACGGAUGCCUGGGGCUCCAAAUGUAGUACCUGCUGCAUUGCCAGCACCUCCACCGGUGCCUGCUCCCGAGGUCCCAGUGCCUGUCAAACCUGGUGGUCCAGGGCGGCCCAGAGACCCCAACAUGUGCUUCUUUGAGGGGCAGCAGCGUCCUCAUGGGGCACGCUGGGCACCCAACUACGACCCGCUCUGCUCACUCUGCACCUGCCAGAGACGGACUGUGAUCUGUGACCCUGUAGUGUGCCCAGCACCCAGGUGCCCCCACCCAGUGCAGGUGCUGGACCAGUGCUGCCCUGUGUGCCCUGAGAAGCAAGAUGUCAGAGAGCUGCCAGGGCUGCCUAGGAGCCGGGACCCGGGAGAGGGUUGCUAUUUUGAUGGUGACCGGAGCUGGCGGGCAGCAGGUACCCGGUGGCACCCCGUCGUACCCCCCUUUGGCUUAAUUAAGUGUGCCGUCUGCACCUGCAAGGGAGGCACCGGAGAGGUACACUGUGAAAAGGUGCAGUGUCCCCGGCUGGCCUGUGCCCAGCCUGUCCGUGUCAACCCUACCGACUGCUGUAAACAGUGUCCAGUGGGAUCAGGAGCCCGCCCCCAGUUGGGGGACCCCAUGCAGGCCGAUGGGCCCCGGGGCUGCCGUUUUGCAGGGCAGUGGUUUCCAGAGAGCCAGAGCUGGCAUCCAUCAGUACCCCCCUUUGGAGAGAUGAGUUGUAUCACCUGCAAAUGUGGAGCAGGGGUGCCCCAUUGCGAACGGGAUGACUGUUCAGUGCCGCUGGCCUGCGGCUCCGGGAAAGAGCGUCGCUGCUGCUCUCACUGCACACUCCGGGGCUCAGCCCCAGAGACCAGGACUGUUCCACAACUUGAGAAAGCAGCUGAGGGCUCGUAG